CAUAAAAGAUGGGCAGCAAACCUGUCUGUCGAUGACAGUGCAAUGCUCUCCAUCUUAGCACCCCUCCUGGCGGCCGUCUUUACUGUAGCUAACCCUACUGCUGAGCUGGCUUCCAAGCCGGUUCACAUUCCCAACACACACCCACUUAUCUUCUACCACGGACGCUGGGACAGCGCUCCGGAAACAUGGUGGUCAGGCUCUGGCUUCAAGCUCAAUGUCCGCAACCUCCAGUCCCUCACAGUGAAUCUUGGCCCUAACACCACUCAACCUUUUGUUGCGCUUGGUGUUUCGAUCGACCAUGCGCCGUUUUUCUCGUUGAACGCCACCAUUGGGGCCAACGUCAUUCCCAUCUCUCUCCCACACAAAACUGCGAGGGACACAACCGUAGUCAGGAUCAACGCCGAGAUGUACUUCAGCAGUCAGAUGCACCUUCAUAGCAUCGAACUCAAUCCGGGAGCACAACUGGUGCCUUAUGUGCCGUCGAAGAUAGCGUUUGAGUUUAUUGGAGACUCCUUCUCCACGGGCUACACUACUCCAGAUGGGAUCCUUAACGCUUGGGACUUCAUCGUUGGGGAGAACUUCAAGGCGGAGGAAUCCGUUGUGGCUCAACCAGGCGCCGCGCUAGUGGAUAUAUUCUCGUUUGGGAAUGCACAUGGAAUGUCAUACCAGUUCUUCAAGACCGAGGACACCUCUUACUACUACAGCUCCGUCCACAACUACACCACUCCUUGGGACUUCAGGCGGGAUGUUCCAGAGCGGACACAUAUUGUGGUCCAUAUUGGUGCCAAUGACGCAUCGCAAAAUGUUCCUCAGGACGAAUUUGUCAGCACAUACAUAGAUUUUUUGGCUCGCGUCCGGAAACUUUAUCCUCACCAGCCGUUCUUCCUGUUUACCCCUUGGGGGUGGCCACAACCCACUGGCCCUAAUGCGUUCUAUUACGAUGGUGCAUAUGAACAAGUUUUCCAGGCGCGUCAAACUUUGGGGGACCACAACAUGUUUUUGGUCAACACGACUGGAUGGGUGACAUAUGCGGAUGUGUUCCAAGACAAUCUCCAUCCUAGUGUCGAGGGCCAUGCGAAGAUCGCGAAAUUGUUCACCGCGUGGCUGCAGAAAUGGGGUCUGAAACCGUUGGCAGCAUGGCCAAAUCCUUGA
This is a messenger RNA of Mycena indigotica, 1152 nucleotides long. RefSeq names its product SGNH hydrolase. The record is from RefSeq and is a predicted model, not a curated record. The transcript has 11 exons. The coding region runs from base 43 to 1152 and encodes 369 amino acids. Lineage: Eukaryota; Fungi; Basidiomycota; Agaricomycetes; Agaricales; Mycenaceae.